CGGCUGUGAGCGAUACCUUUGCUCAUACUCAUUGGAGGGAUACUUUGCCUGGUUGCCUGGGAACAUACAGAAGAUGUACAUCAAGAAAAUUGUUCUUGAAGGAUUUAAGUCAUAUGCUCAGAGGACAGAAAUUCCUGACUUUGACCCAUUAUUCAAUGCCAUUACUGGCUUGAAUGGCAGUGGCAAGUCCAACAUCUUGGACUCAAUCUGUUUCCUCUUGGGUAUCAGCAGUCUGUCACAGGUGCGUGCUUCCAACUUACAAGACCUAGUUUAUAAAAAUGGGCAAGCUGGAGUUACUAAAGCAACUGUGUCUGUUACCUUUGAUAAUUCUGACAAGCAACUGAGUCCACUGGGAUUUGAAGCUAAUGAUGAAAUCAUCGUCACUAGGCAGAUUGCCGUUGGUGGUAGAAAUAAGUAUCUUAUCAAUGGUGUGAAUGCUACCAACACUCGUGUGCAAGAUCUCUUCUGUUCCGUUGGACUUAAUGUUAACAACCCUCACUUCCUCAUUAUGCAGGGUCGAAUUACCAAAGUUUUAAAUAUGAAGCCACCAGAGAUUUUAGCUAUGAUUGAAGAAGCAGCUGGUACUAGGAUGUAUGAAUCCAAGAAAAUAGGUGUCCAGAAAACCAUAAUGAAGAAGGAAGCCAAACUGAAAGAUAUUGAAACGGUCUUAAAUGAGGAGAUCACUCCAACUUUAGAGAGACUGAAAGAGGACCGAACAGCAUAUCUAGAAUACCAAAAAGUAGUACGAGCAUUAGAUCAUUUAAGCCGCCUCUGUAUAGCUUAUGAGUUUGUUCUGGCUGAAAAGACAAAGACAGCCUCUGCUGAAUUAUUAAAGGAAAUGAAGGGUAAUAUAGAGAAGCUUUGUGAAUCAGUGGCUGAAAAUGAAGAGAAGAUAAGACAACUUAAUGAAGAAAUAGUGGGGAUGGAAAAGAAAAGGGAUGAGGAAGUUGGUGGUAGGCUCUCUUCACUGGAAGAUGCUCUUUCAAAAAUUCAAAAAGUUGAUACUAAAGCACAAAGUGCCCUUGAUGUCAAGAAGCAAAACUUAAAAGUUGAAGAGAUUAAGUACAAAGAGUUGAUAAAAAGUUUGGAGGAGGAGUCUGAAGUACUAGUGUCAAAGGAGAAAGCGGUAAAGGAGGUACAGAAAGCACUAAAUACUCUACAGGAAGCAAGUGAAAAAGAUGCAGACGCUCUAGCUGCAGCACAACUGCAUUUUAAUGCAGUGUCUGCUGGCUUGUCCAGCAGUGACAGUGGUGAAGAAGCUACUCUUGCUGGGCAGAUGAUAACCUGCAAAAAUGAAAUCAGCAAAGCAGCAACAGAGGCUAAACAGGCUCAAAUGAAGUUGAAUUAUGCAUGCCAAGAAUUAAAGACAAAACAAGCUAAAGUUAAAAAGAUGGACGAAGGCUACAAGAAAGACCAAGAAGCGUUUGAAGCUGUCAAAAAAACAAAAGAAGUACUAGAGGACCAAAUGAAGAAGCUGAACUAUGAAGAAGAGAAAGAAGAAGCCCUUUUAGCAGAGAAAGUGGCAUUGACUCGUGACAUCAGCCGACUGAGAGAACACCAUGAAAGCUUAAUCGCAAAGUUUCCUCAUCUACAGUUUGAAUACAAGCAUCCAGAAAAAAAUUGGGAUGUGAAUUCUGUGAAAGGCCCUGUUGUGCACCUUUUUACUGUGAAAGAUCUAUCCAAAGCAAAAGCCCUGGAAGCGGUGGCUGGAGGGAAACUCUAUCAGAUUGUUGUGGACACAGAGGUUACUGGCAAAAAGCUUUUAGAAAAGGGUGCACUAAAGUGUCGAUCCACCAUCAUUCCACUGAACAAAAUUUCAGCCAGGUGUGUUAAAGAAGAGAAAAUCAAGUUGGCCCAAACCUUGGCUGGUCAUGGUAAUGUGUAUUUAGCCCUUUAUCUGAUUGAAUAUGAAUCUGAACUGCAGAAAGCAAUGGAGUAUGUCUUUGGAACAACACUGGUCUGUAAUAACAUGGAAAAUGCUAAGAGAGUGACCUUUGACAAAAGGAUAAUGAUGAGAAGUAUUACAUUUGAUGGAGACGUGUUUGACCCCCAGGGCACUCUGCGUGGAGGUGGGUGCUUACAGUUUACAUCAGUGUUGUCUAACCUUCAAGAAAUGAAAAAUGUUGCAGCAAAACUCAAGGAAAAGGAAUCUGAACUUGGGACUGUAGAGGAUGAGCUGGCAAGGUUGAAGAAGGUUGCUGAAAAGUACCGGCAAUUGAAACAGCAGUGGGAGAUGAAGUCUGAGGAAGCAGAGCUGCUGAAAACAAAGCUUCAUCAAAGUGCUUAUCACAAACAAGAGGAGGAGCUGCUUGCCUUGAAGAAAACCAUUGUGGAGUGUGAAGAGACAUUAAAGAAAACUGAAGAGAGCCAAAAGAAAGCAGAAGAUAAAUAUAAGGUAUUAGAGAAUAAAAUGAAAAAUGCAAAAGCGGAAUGUGAAAAAGAACUAAAAAAUGCCCAGCAGAAACUAGACGGUGCAAAGAAAAAGGCAGAGGCUUCAAGCAAAAAAAUGAAAGAAAAGCAGCAGGAAGUUGAAGCUCUAGUUCUGGAAAUUGAAGAGCUAAAACAAGAACAGGCCUCCUAUAAACAACAGAUAGCAGCUGCAGAUAAAGCAAUCCAGUCCUACCACGAGGAAGUUAAUGCUAUGGCAGCUGAGGUAUCCAAGAUAAAGGAAUCUCUAAAGAAAUCGCAGAAGGAGCUGGCCAAGGAAAAGGAAUUAAUUGCGUUACAGGAUGAAGCAAUUAAAGCCAAGUCUGCAGAGAGAGCAAAAUACACAGAACAACACAAUGAAUUACAGCUUAAGGCUAAAGCUUUAGAACACGACAUCAGCAAACAUCAACAAGAGGCUGCAGGUGCUGCUACCAAGGUGACCAAAAUGCUGAAAGAGCAUGAGUGGAUAGCUUCAGAGAAAACACUUUUUGGUCAGCCAAACACAGCCUAUGACUUCAAAAUUAACAAUCCAAAAGCAGCAGGUCGGGAGAUGCAGAAAUUGCAGGCAAAGAAAGAGAUGUUGGGAAGGAAUGUGAACGUGAAAGCUAUGACUAUGCUUUCUGAGACAGAGGAAAGGUACAAUGACCUAAUGAGGAAAAAAAGAAUUGUAGAGAAUGACAAGUUAAAAAUUCUUGAAACUAUUGAAGAGCUUGACCAGAAGAAAAAUGAAGUUUUACAAAUUGCUUGGGAAAAGGUGAACAAAGACUUUGGUUCAAUUUUCUCAAUGCUUCUACCAGAAGCCAAAGCUAUGCUAGUACCCUGUAAAACCCAGGAUGUCUUGCAUGGCCUGGAGUUCAGAGUUGCCUUAGGAAACACGUGGAAGGAAAACUUAACGGAGCUUAGCGGAGGACAAAGAUCAUUGGUGGCUCUGUCCUUGAUCUUAUCCAUGCUUCUCUUCAAACCUGCCCCAAUUUACAUCUUGGAUGAAGUGGAUGCAGCUCUUGAUCUCUCUCAUACUCAGAAUAUUGGCCAGAUGCUUCAUGCUCAUUUCAGACAUUCCCAGUUUAUUGUGGUGUCCUUGAAGGAUGGAAUGUUUAGCAAUGCCAAUGUCCUCUACAAGACCAAGUUUGUGGAUGGUGUAUCCACUGUCACAAGACACAGUCAGCUUAAAGAAAGAAAGAAUGCAUCUGUCCUUGAGAAAGCCCAGAAAGUACCUAAAGAGUGACAAAAGAGGGGCUGCAGAACCAGGAAAGUUACUCACUGGCCCUUCAUGUGCAGCAACAGCUGCUUAAGUGUUCUCUGUCUUUCUGUCUGUAGCUAGGCCAGGAAGACACUCUUAAUUCUUUUUUAGAAGUACUUUAAAUCUUGAAAUACUCUUUUAUGUCUCAGCCUUUAGUUCACAUCUGUAUCUUACAUCAGUGCUGUAAAUUAUAAAAAUUCUAAAAAUUAACUUGGGAUUCUAAAAAUUAAUUCUCAGUAUUUAGCAGCAUCUCAACAUAAACCAUCAGGUUGUGGUGUUUGCCUUUCUCACUUUUUCAUUGAACAGCACCUACUCUGAAUUAAGCACCAUGUUGUAUUUCUCAGUAAUUUGAUUUAAUUAUGUAUUUUAAACAUCAGAGGCAAGAGAAUCUGUAUUUCUAUGACCAUCUGUGCCUAAGGUCAGAUAAUGCUGAUGUCUUUUUAUAGUAUGUAUUUUUUUUUAUACUUAAUUUCCCUUGUCUUCCUUAAGUAGUGAACCCAAACAACAUAAAGUUAUCCUGCUGCCCUUGCUAGUGGAAACCCGUCUGCAGCAGAAAGCAAACUUUAGUCACGCUGCCCGCAUGGAGGAUCUUCACUCACUGCAGCAACCUGCACUAUGACAAAGGGAUGCGGACCUACCACGAGCAGCAGCAAGGUUCUGUGUUUUGGGGGUGUAUGGUGUGAUAAUGUUCACCUUUCCAGAUGGCGGCCAACAUGCACAAAGGAGGUAUUCCCUCCUCCCCCCUGAGGCAAUUUCAGAGAUAAAUGUAAUUGAGGUUUGCGGUGGGAGGCAGGGAAUGUGUCUGUCUGGA
This is a messenger RNA of Falco peregrinus (peregrine falcon), 4478 nucleotides long. RefSeq names its product structural maintenance of chromosomes 2 (gene SMC2). The transcript has 25 exons. The coding region runs from base 74 to 3652 and encodes 1192 amino acids. NCBI's taxonomy places the organism in Eukaryota, Metazoa, Chordata, Aves, Falconiformes, Falconidae. Gene Ontology annotation, biological process: chromosome organization. The record is from RefSeq and is a predicted model, not a curated record. Gene Ontology annotation, molecular function: ATP hydrolysis activity; ATP binding; protein binding. Gene Ontology annotation, cellular component: chromosome.